AUGGAGGACGACCGCCCGAGUGCCGCCCAGGUCGACAUGGAGGAGGCAGAGGAGGAUGCGCUGCCCGACUGGUCUCGCUUUGCGUCCUUCGCCAAGUCGAACCGCGACAAGUCGGAAGGCGCCGUCCUCGUCCCGUUCAUCCCCAAGCGCGGCGAGAAGGACUUUGAGCCCAUCACCUCGUCCGACGCCUUCCCGCCCUCGAGCAAGGAGGCGACCCUCUCGGCCCACCAGCGCCAGCUCCUCCAGGACUCGCGCAACGCCCUGUACACGGCCCUGUCGUCCGGCUCCCGCCACCACUCGUCGCGCGCGCACAACGCCUUCACGUGGCGACCCGACCUCGACGGCGGCCGCGCGACGUGCGAUGCCGGCAACGCGUCGUAUGGCAUCCACUUCAGCAAUAUCGGCCACUUCAACCAGUUCCGUAAGCAGCUCGAGCUGCUGCCCGAGGAGGCGCUGUACAUGGUCGAGCGCGGCGCCGUCGAGCUGUGGCGGCAGGGCGACGACGGCUCGAGGGUGCCCAUGAGCGUGCAGCAGGCGUGGAACGAGCUCAUCGGGCACGACGAGCUCACGCCCGAACGGUACCAGGUCUACGCCUUCCUGCGGCGACUCGGCUACGUCCUCACACGCGCUCGCCCCAUCGCCGGCUCCGAGCGGCCCGCCUUCGUCAAGCCCACCCCUAUCUACCGCACCGUCCUCGACUACCUCUCGAUCCCCUUCCUCUCGACGCGCGACCUCGUCCUGCGCCUCACGCACGCCGCCAAGGCGCUCUUCCGCGCCUCGCCCACGACGGCCAAGCGCAUCCGGCUGCACGUCACGCGCGCGGUGGGCAAGCGCGAGGGGCAGAUGGCGUGCUUGGCGGCCGGCGGGAGGUGGACCUCUUACGACCAGAUCUUUUCGCGGCUGCAAAUCAUCCCGAGCGGGCACGACCGCGCCCUUCCUCGCGGCCCUGUCGCGCACGAGCCGUCCGUCUUCAACCCGCUCGUGCCCGUACCCGAGGCGAGCCGGCCCGAGGGCCUGCCGAGCCUCGAGGAGUUCCCGUUCCAGCCCUUCUUCCACGUCUACAAGCCCGUCACCAAGUACAAGAAGAGCUCGCCGCCGCCGCCCGACUUUAAGCUCGUCGUCAUCAACGGCGCAACGACGCCCAUGCCCGACCUGUUCGAGUUCACGGCCAUGUUUGAGACGUCGCCGUUCCCAGACGAGCCGACGCCCUCGUCGUCGGCGCCUCGUGCGGCAGUCGCCACCGCCGCCAAGUCUCGCGCACCUCCUCCUCUACGAGGCCCUCCCCGCAACCCGCAACCCGCCGUCGCACCUGCGCCUCCCCCAACUCGGCUCCAGUCCCUCCUCGCCUCGGUCCCGCUCCUCCCUCGCCUCUUCCCCUCGCUCGCCCUCUCGCCCACCCCGACGACGACCGGCGCCGCACGCCGUGCGCCGCGCAAGCCGUCGCCGUACCCGCAGCUCAAGACGGGGCGACGCACGAUCCUGCUCGCCGUCGUCGACAACGGGACGAGCAGCCUGCUGCGGUUUUCCGAGGCCGAGUUUGCCAAGCUGCCGUGGGUCGGGACGGCGAGGUCGAUGUAGCUGGCGGUGGGUCGUCGUCGUCGCAAUGCAGGGUCGGGCGUGUUGUACCAGU
Rhodotorula graminis WP1 is the source of this 1630-nucleotide messenger RNA. RefSeq lists its product as uncharacterized. The transcript is spliced from 5 exons. Gene Ontology annotation, cellular component: tRNA-intron endonuclease complex. NCBI's taxonomy places the organism in Eukaryota, Fungi, Basidiomycota, Microbotryomycetes, Sporidiobolales, Sporidiobolaceae. Gene Ontology annotation, biological process: tRNA-type intron splice site recognition and cleavage. Bases 1 to 1578 code for a protein of 525 amino acids. The record is from RefSeq and is a predicted model, not a curated record.